AUGGGCUCUUCAUUCCUUCGGGUCUCCUUUUCACCCAUACACUCGCUUUUCCUACGACCAACGUCGCUCUUUACGCGCCCCGUCGUCGUCUUCGCCUGCCGGUUGCUUAGGAUGGCCAAAGAGAGCUCACUGCCGCCCAGCCUGAUUCCACACCUCUACGACAGACCACAGGAGCCUCAACGCUCACCAACCACCAGCUCUCAGGAAGACGUCGAUAUUCUCGACAGCUCGCGCAAAUCAGCAUACCCGUUGCGACCAAUCGCUCCCUCCCCACACCUGACCGACUCUCAUCGCCCAUUUCCUGCGUAUGAAUCAGGAGCACCUGAGCAUCAGAGCAGCGCCGUUGCAGGCCCAUCGUCGUAUAGAGGAAAUGUUCCGAUGUCGCAUCCAAGCUCGCGACUACAAGCUCCCUCCAUAUAUCCUGGUGCACAUAGUUUGCCGAAUCUACCGCCUAUUGCGCCGCCACAAGUUCAUUGGAGAGAAGGAGAAGCUGGCCCAUCGUCAUAUCCCGCUGGUCCUGCAUAUCCAUUACCUCAGCCAAUUUAUCGUCGAGUUUCUGAACCAAGUGGUUAUGCUGCUGGCCCUCCCACCACAUACGAUCGCUUCAGAGAUCCUGGCUUCACACCUCGGCCGCAGACGGAUAUUCCUUUUGCAGAAGGCUCCCAAGGUAGAGUAGCAUUGCCGCCGCUAUACCUUCCUCCUCCCAGUCACGAAUGGCCAAGCUAUGGACCGCGACCAGGAGAGGGCGAAGGCCUACCUCCUAUCCAUAGUACUUUGCAAUCGCACUCUCCAGUCUCUUCCGAUCAUCGUGGAGAAGGUAGCGAGAGCUCAUACGCCAGUGCGAAACGUAAGCAGCCUGAAGACGACACCGACCAAAAUGCUCGAAUGCCCAAGAAAAUUUUGGUUGCCUGCGACUUCUGUAGAGGUAACAGGCCGAAAGUUGAGCGCAACCACGCUUGCUUUUACCGCGAUGCACCCAAGCGUCGAGGGCCAGGAAAAGCAGCGAAGGGCACUCGUCCCAAAAAGCGAGCAGCCAGAGGCAGCAAAACAGCACAGGGUGAACCUUCCAGCUCGAGAACCACACAAGAGUUUGAAGAUUAUGUCCCCAAUCUUCGGUCACGGGCGUCCACCGGGCAAUUCCAGCAGCCGUCUUCUUCUUCUGGUCGAUACGAGUCGCCGCCUGGUCGAUAUGACGAAGACUACUCAGACGAUGACUCUCAACAGUGA
This is a messenger RNA of Mycena indigotica, 1227 nucleotides long. Its product is annotated as Zn(2)-C6 fungal-type domain-containing protein. The transcript has 4 exons. Bases 1 to 1227 code for a protein of 408 amino acids. The record is from RefSeq and is a predicted model, not a curated record. Lineage: Eukaryota; Fungi; Basidiomycota; Agaricomycetes; Agaricales; Mycenaceae.